AUCUCAUAUAUGGAUGGUUGUUUUGAACUUUUGAUAUAUAGAUACAUAUAUGUUGCAGCGAAAGCUUAUAGGUUCUAAGAAUUAAAUUGUGCUGGUUUAGUGAUCAAUUAAUUCCCUGUUAGUUUAACAAAACAAUUUGAUUUGUCAUUAACAAUUCUCUUUCUAGCACCAUGCAAAAAUUCUCAUAGAGAUAGCAUUAUAUAAUAUGUAUAUAUAUAAUGAGCAUAUAAUAUACUAAGAAAAUUAGCUUUCAGCCCAAAAAAUCAAAUAAAAUAGAGUUUUUUUUGGUAUCCCGCCACUUGGGAGACAGAUCACUAGUUAGUUGAAAUGGUGGCUUUCAAGUUUCGGAUCCAACGCACGUUAUCUCUCUAAAAUUUUAUCUAUUUCUCUCUCUCCUCUCUCUCUAAAAUUCUCCUAAUGGCAGAGACCAGCUGCGUCAAGGAGAUUCAAGAAGAAGACAUAGAUAAGAACUGGUUACCGACUCUACCAGAACUGGAUGUUCCUGAUCACAAAGAGCGAACGGUCAACGAAGAGGAUGGGUGCAAGACUCCAACAUCGUCCGCUCACAAGAUUCCAGAGGCGUUAUGCCCACCAGCUCCCAUGAAACCAAAAUCAAACCGAUCUUCCGGGAUGAAAAGAAAAUUGACGCCGGUUAAUGUUGUUAACCGUAUACCCAUUGAUCUUAGCCGUGAAAUCGAGAUGUUCUUUGAGGAGUUGAACCGCAGGAUCAAGAAGUCACGGAAAUAAUAAUAAGAAGACCAAGAUUACUGAUCGUUCCUAAUUUUAUGACUGUGGUGGUAAUUGGUCCUUCGAAUCUUUCCUUCAUUUUCUAGCUUUUUAUCAUUUCCUGUAUAAUACAAGUGGCAUGCUGAUAACAAUAAAACUAUGGUCACAUUACGAAUC
This is a messenger RNA of Raphanus sativus (radish), 903 nucleotides long. Its product is annotated as cyclin-dependent protein kinase inhibitor SMR3. Bases 418 to 747 code for a protein of 109 amino acids. The record is from RefSeq and is a predicted model, not a curated record. Lineage: Eukaryota; Viridiplantae; Streptophyta; Magnoliopsida; Brassicales; Brassicaceae. Gene Ontology annotation, biological process: regulation of DNA endoreduplication. The transcript has a single exon.